This is a messenger RNA of Postia placenta MAD-698-R-SB12, 1404 nucleotides long. RefSeq lists its product as hypothetical. Gene Ontology annotation, cellular component: mitochondrion. The coding region runs from base 1 to 1404 and encodes 467 amino acids. Gene Ontology annotation, molecular function: GTPase activity; GTP binding; translation elongation factor activity. The transcript has 15 exons. Gene Ontology annotation, biological process: mitochondrial translational elongation. NCBI's taxonomy places the organism in Eukaryota, Fungi, Basidiomycota, Agaricomycetes, Polyporales, Adustoporiaceae. The record is from RefSeq and is a predicted model, not a curated record.
AUGUUCAGGACGCAGCUGGCAACCUCCAGAGUCAUCUCUCGUCGUCUCUACAGCUCGAGAGCGACCCAGUCAUCAGUUUACGCAUGCUCGCGAGGUCUCCUCAGGAACUGUUCGCGGACAGCGCAACCGACGCACCUUAGACCAACAGGUGUCAGCCGGGUCUCCUGCAGGGGAUAUGCAGAUGCUGCUGCGUCGAAGUUCUCGCGGGCGAAACCUCAUCUCAAUAUCGGCACAAUCGGUCACGUCGACCAUGGCAAGACCACCUUGACGGCUGCUAUCACCAAGGUUCUUGCGGAGCGCGGCGGCGCCAAGUUCACCGACUACGCCGAUAUUGACAAGGCGCCAGAAGAGAAAGCUCGUGGUAUCACUAUCAACUCCAGUCAUGUCGAAUACGAGAGCGACACACGGCACUACGGCCACAUUGACUGCCCCGGGCACGCUGAUUGCACCACAGACAUCAAGAACAUGAUCACUGGAGCCGCCCAGAUGGACGGUGCUAUCAUUGUCGUCUCUGCGACUGAUGGCCAGAUGCCUCAGACACGAGAGCACUUGCUCCUUGCCCGUCAAGUCGGUAUCCAGAAGCUCGUGGUCUUCAUAAACAAGGUCGACCAGAUCCAGGACCAGGAGAUGCUUGAGCUGGUGGAUAUGGAGAUGCGUGACCUCCUAUCGACCUACAACUUCGACGGCGAGAACACUCCCAUUAUCAUGGGCUCUGCUCUGGCUACUCUGGAGGGCCGCAAUCCCGAGACUGGCGCUGAGAAGAUUGUCGAGCUUGUCCAAGCUUGUGACGAAUGGCUUGAGAUUCCUCCUCGUGACCUCGACAAGCCGUUCCUUCUGCCUGUAGAGGAUGUAUUCUCUAUCUCAGGUCGUGGCACUGUUGCAACCGGCCGUGCUGAGCGUGGGGUAUGCCUCAAGGGUGACGAGGUCCAGAUCAUUGGGUUGGGUGAGAACUUCAAGACCACCUUGACCGGCAUUGAGAUGUUCCACAAGGAGCUUGAUCGCGGUGAGGCCGGUGACAACAUGGGUGCCCUCCUUCGUGGCGUCAAGCGUGAGCAGAUUCGCCGUGGACAAGUCAUCGCUGCUCCUGGUAGCAUCAAGGCCGUCAAGAAGUUCCAGGCCCAGAUCUAUGUUUUGACCAAAGACGAAGGCGGACGGUACACACCUUUCAUGGACAACUACCGCCCACAGCUCUUCGUGCGUACUGCGGACGUGACGUGCGGUCUCCACUGGCCUGAGGGCACUGCUGAUGCGGCCGAAAAAAUGGUCAUGCCCGGUGAUAAUGUCGAGAUGGUCUGCGACUUGAUGCACGAUGUUGCAGCAGAGAUUGGUACCCGUUUCACUCUUCGUGAAGGGGGCAAGACUGUCGGCACCGGUAUUGUGACGGAGAUCUUGACGUUCGCGUAG